GCAGCACUUCCGCGCGGCAACGCGCCUGCUGAUUGGCCGAGACGAGUCACAUGACCCGAGCGAGCUUCGGCUUCGGCGUUGUCCGUUACUCUCUUGUCGCAGCAUUUGGCGGGUACGCUCGGCGUUGCUUGGUGCUUUGUAGCUCACUGUUUCACAAUGGCUGGAGGUAAAGCUGGUAAGGACUCCGGAAAGGCUAAGGCCAAAGCCGUAUCUCGAUCUGCGCGGGCGGGACUUCAGUUCCCUGUCGGCCGUAUCCACAGGCAUUUGAAGAACAGAACAACCAGUCAUGGCCGUGUUGGUGCCACAGCUGCUGUUUACAGUGCAGCUAUUCUGGAGUACUUGACUGCUGAGGUGUUGGAGUUGGCUGGUAACGCUUCCAAAGAUUUGAAAGUGAAACGUAUCACUCCCCGUCACUUGCAACUUGCCAUCAGAGGAGACGAAGAAUUGGAUUCCCUCAUCAAAGCGACCAUUGCCGGUGGUGGUGUCAUCCCUCACAUCCACAAGUCCCUUAUUGGAAAGAAGGGAUCCCAGAAACCUGCUUAAGAUUAUUGUUUACUAUCAGAGGACCAGUCACCGGUGUGUGCUUCUCACCCUUUCCUAGUGUUCUAUGGUGUUCAAUUAGUCAACCCUUUUUAAGGGUAAGUCCAUGAUAUGGAACUUGAGACUUCAACUGUGAAUAUUGUUUGAUUGGAAAGGGCGUUUUUGCAUGGAUGUGUUCUUUAGAGGAUGUUGGGAGUCAAAAUUUCAUCCUCAUUUAUUAGUGUUUUACAAUUCUUAUUCAGUUUGGAUGUUUAAGUUAACUUUAUCCAGAGUCAUAUGAAAGAGAGGUGUGUUUGUGCUUUACCAUUUUAGCAGUUAUAUGCUGCUCCGUUAAGUGCUCUGUAAAGGCACUUAGUUGUGUGAGAGGACGCGUGAUGUCAUUAUCAUUUGUGAAUGUUCAUUAUUUACAUCCUUUUUAGGUGUGUACUCAAGCUUCAUGUAAAAUGGUGUGAUGAAUUAUAGAUUUACUGAUCCGCAUUGUU
This is a messenger RNA of Frankliniella occidentalis (western flower thrips), 1022 nucleotides long. RefSeq names its product histone H2A.V (gene His2Av). The record is from RefSeq and is a predicted model, not a curated record. Bases 157 to 543 code for a protein of 128 amino acids. Gene Ontology annotation, cellular component: nucleosome. Gene Ontology annotation, molecular function: protein heterodimerization activity; DNA binding; structural constituent of chromatin. Lineage: Eukaryota; Metazoa; Arthropoda; Insecta; Thysanoptera; Thripidae. The transcript has 5 exons.